Postia placenta MAD-698-R-SB12 is the source of this 1344-nucleotide messenger RNA. RefSeq lists its product as hypothetical. Gene Ontology annotation, molecular function: protein binding. The coding region runs from base 1 to 1344 and encodes 447 amino acids. The record is from RefSeq and is a predicted model, not a curated record. The transcript is spliced from 5 exons. NCBI's taxonomy places the organism in Eukaryota, Fungi, Basidiomycota, Agaricomycetes, Polyporales, Adustoporiaceae.
AUGGGCCUCAUCGACCUCCCGGAUGAUGUCCUGUUCGAUUUAACUUGGUAUCUCUCUAUUGAGGACGUGUUGUCAUUGAAACAGACAUGCCGUGCACUGCAUGCAUUCGGAUCCUCGGAUUACUUAUGGCGUCGCAUGAUCCAGGACGUCGAGCUGCCUUUGGACCUUCCGUCGGGUGUACGUACAAGUUCACUGUCACACGAUGAGCUACGGAGUGCCGCAAUCAAAGCGAUGCGCUUGGACGCAAACUGGAGUCGUCGGAAGCCGCUCCUGAAGCGCGUCAAGCCUCUCGUGCGCGACGGGAACGGCCCAUUCGUUGACGAUGUGCAAUUCGUACCCGGCGGCAAGUGGCUCUUAACAGUGCAGCGAUACCUUCAAAUCCACUGGACCACGCGCAUAGUUCUCUGGUCCUUGGAGGAUUUGGAGAAUGCCUACAGGGUUGCAGUCAUCGAGACUACUGGGUCCCAUCGCAGCUCGUCUUUGGAUGUCCAAGAUGAUGGUCAGUCUAUAACGGUCGUGACUGGUCUGUCCGGCUGUCAAGAAAUUCUGGAGGUCUAUGCCAUAUCCUUGCAAGAUCCGGAUGACUUCUCGUAUCACAUUACGGCAACCCCGCCGCUGUCUAGACGGAUUGUGCUGCCCCCGCAUCCUCGCGACCCGGAACAGACGCCGGUCAUACAUGAACUGACUGCUGUUGAAGAUGUCAUUGCCGGGACCGCGCUGGUGAAUGAGCAUCUGUCUCUGCAGAUCUUUCUAGCCAGCAGCGAAUCUGGCUACUUUAGGUGGGUCGAUCCAGAGAUCACUGAGUCAAUCUCGAUAUCGUGGGUGAAGCUAUAUAAUGGGCAUCUUAUCCUAUUAGGCAUGAUCGGUCCUAGCUUGGUGCUACGCAUAUACAAACUUCCCAACGCUGUCAACGGAGGCCUACACGCUGGAUCAAGCGGCUUGCUCGAUCAAGGAUGUGCUGAUCUUGGACCCGUAAUCUAUCAAGCCUCACAAGAACUCAAGCACGAAACGGAGCUGCAAAACAUCAGCCGUGUGUCGUCCCCGUCGACAUCGUCUAUAUCCGUCCUCAUGAUCUACACGCUCCGCAACCAGCCCACCAGCAUCGGCCAAGUGAUGCGCUUCUCGCUCCCCUUCUCGCCUCGGACUAUGUCAUUCGCGUGCGAGACAAAGUACUUCCUGCUGUCCUCCGAGGUCUGGGUGCCCCUUGCACAGGUCGGCCCCACGGGCCGCGCCGUUUGGCUUGAUCAUAACUGGGAGACUGAGCGAAGGAGUCUCCUGCGAUAUCACCCCAGACCCUGCGUUGCCAUUUACGCCGAGCGGAUCACAUUCGAUGGCAUUCGAUGA